Molecule: messenger RNA, 688 nt
Organism: Symbiodinium sp. CCMP2456
Lineage: Eukaryota; Dinophyceae; Suessiales; Symbiodiniaceae
Source: the annotation of a GenBank genome assembly
AUGGGUCGGAGCUCAGCGGUGGGAAGCUUCGGCGCCACGCAGCUUCGGCGCAUCCUGGACGUCGGCGAGCAUGUCGAGGGGAUGGUGGUGCAAAUUUACUGCCCUGGGGGCGUCUCUGUAGAUGUGGGCUGCGCCGACACCUAUGCAUUCCUGGAAGUGGAGGAGUUCGCAGAUGGUUUUCCACGGAAGGGGCCGUUCAAGUACAAGCCCGGAGAUCAGAUUUCUGCGAGGAUAUUGAGCGUGAACCCGGAAGCCAGGGCGGCGGACCACGGAGAGCCCGACCCGCAUGGAGAACAUGGAGACACAGGCCGGCUUUACCUCACGCUGCGAUCGGGAGCGGACCUGGCGCGGCCGGAUCGUUACGUCGCGGAUUCAAGCAGGCCGGCAGACGUGAGAGCUUUUCUGGAUACCGAGCAGGGUGAAUGGCUUACGGGAGAGGUGGUGAUGAUGUCGAGCUGGGCUGUGUACGUCAAGGUGACAUCACCUGCCGGAAAACCAUUUGUCGGCAUUCUUGCGGAGGAAGACUUCGAUGGGGAAUUUGUGCAGGAUGUGGCUCGUGGCUCGCAAGUUCCUGUGCGCAUUAAGGAGGUGGACAUCACCAAUCGGCGGCUGCUGCUGACUAUGCUUCCUCCUGGUGACAAAAGGAUUGACUUCUCUCUUGUGCCGUCGUGUUCGCGGUGUGCCUCAG